Molecule: messenger RNA, 2082 nt
Organism: Thrips palmi
Lineage: Eukaryota; Metazoa; Arthropoda; Insecta; Thysanoptera; Thripidae
Exons: 8
Coding region: 151-2082 (643 amino acids)
Biological process (GO): chromatin remodeling
Cellular component (GO): nucleus
Molecular function (GO): histone demethylase activity
Source: RefSeq, a predicted model, not a curated record
CCGGCUGCUUUCUGCUGUUGCUUAUGUUCUGAAGGGUUAUCCGUGCAUUUUCGCUGUGUCCCGUCAAUCGAGCAGAAGUGGAAAUUCCAGCUCUAACCUGCACUUCUGCUACGGCUAUUUCUGUGAGGAAAGGCAUAAUUUUGGUACGUUAUGCUUUCCGUUCAACAUAUUAGCAUUGACGUUGACCUUGAUUGGAAAUCCGAAUUCGUGCCGUGGCUGGAGGCUCAUGAACAGCAACAUUUAGGUGUUGAAGAUGGAGCUUUUCUUGUCACUGUGGCCUCUUCUCUACGAGUUCUACAGCCAGAUGGUGAAGGCCCUUUCAUUAAGGAAUGCCUUCGUACUCACCUAAGUUCUUUGCAAGUCCUGACACUAAAAGAGUUUCAGCAGAAAGGAAUUUAUGAAUUUUCUGCUACUCAAAAGGAAGAUUUAAUAGGGGGUUUCAAGAAAAUUAUGCAGGAUCUUAAUAUCUACAGAAGUGAUACAUGCUGCACUUCGGUUUUAAAGCAGUGCAAGGAUAUAGAGAGUGUUUUUAAGCAUCUGGACUCUGAUGUCUGCUCUAAGUAUGCUUUUGUUGAUGAAGAACCUGACUAUGGAAGUAGAGUAAUGCUGGAUGAGUCUGGGAUCAAGACUGAGCAAUUAUUUAACAAAUACAGCAAGGAUUUGGAGGGUUUCCCCUGGCGUGCAAGGCAGCGUAAUCCCCCUGAUAAUUGCCCACAAUCAGAGUGUACACCAAAAGAUGAUGACAUUGAAAUUGAAACCCAAAGAAGAAAGAGAUUUAAAGGAAGAAGCCUUAGUGAAAUAGUUGAACCAAUUUAUUAUGGAUAUGGCCUUGAAAUGGAUGACAGAAUGAUACAGAUAACAGCCAACUUAAAUUUGAGUAGAAUUUUCAACAUCCUUUGGUUGCUUCCCAUCCACUACCCUGGUUUGCAUUCACCAUAUUUGUAUUUUGGGACUACUCAUUCCUUCUUCCCGGUGCAUGUCGAAGAUGGUCUUACUUACAGCUUAAAUUAUCUACAUGUGGGGCAUCCAAAAGUCUGGCAAGUAGUCCACAGAGCUAACCAUAACUCAUCUUCUUUCCUUUAUUUUUUAAGUAAUAUUUUACUGUGCUUCUUUGCACCAGGGUCAUUAUUCCACCAUGGGCCACAGAGUUGCUGGAAUAUUAUCUUGCCAAGUGCUGUCAUUCAACGCCCAGGGGACCUGGUAGUGCUGUAUCCAAGCUCAGCACAUUUUGGGUUCAAUUUGGGGCCCAAUAUUGCCCAAGCGGUGAACAUUGGAACAAAAUCUUGGAUUCCAUGGGGGAUUAACGCCAAGAAAUGCACAUGCUUCAAACCUACACAUCAGAUGCACAUUGACAUGGCACCAUUGGUCACAGCCUUCAGAAAGGACCUGAUUCCUCAUUUAAUGACUGGUGGUGUUGUACUUACACAAGAAAUGGCCAGAGGAAUGAAACUUGUCGCUGAUGCCGUUGUGAACUGCUCUUUAGUGGUAUGUGGAAAAGUCACCAUGGAGCAUCAGUGGAAAGAUAAAGCAUCACCGAUAGGAAAUGCGCAAGGACAGAGACUUGUCCCAUUCAAGUGCCCAGUGGAUGCAUGUGAAAAAACUUUUAAUGAUUGUCCAGUGGACACUGCCAAGAAAAACAUGAUUAAACACGUGAAAAGUAUUCACAGGCCAUUAGUAGACAAAUGCCAACUUCUCUUAAAAAUUGACCAAAUAUUUGAUCCUGUUCCUUCGGAACCCCAGGACACUUUUGACUAUGUGGACUCUGACGAUGAGGAUCCACGUAAUCCGUACAGGGUGCCACAUGACGACGCAGGUCGCUACGGUCAGAUGGAGGACGUGAUAACGGACUCGCCGCCGCCGUUCGCACCAGUGCCGGUGCUGCUGCCUGUGACGCCUCCUUGCAAGUGUCCGAAACCCAAGAAGUGCAGGUCUUGUCUAAUGGACGAUCCCGUGUACCUGAUCGAACCCUGCGCUGUCUUUGGAAUAUGCAAGGAUUGUGAAGAUAACCUUAAGGAUCAGUACAUGCGCUGCCCGGGGUGUGGCACAAGACAUAUUAUCAGACCACGCCAUAUAUAUGUCUAA